AUGAGACUAGAUACACUGCUCUCUAGGAUUCUCUUGAAAGAUCAUAGCUUCCAAUUGGUUCAACUACAAAGUCCGCCAUGCGAAUGCGACCACAUAAUCGCUGUGGAUGAACUGAAAAAAGACCCAACUCAAGUAAAAACAGUCAAGUCAGAGCAUUUUAUUACCAUUAGUUACAAUGAAAAGGUGUUCUAUGCGUUAGAAGUUAUGGUGUAUAUAAUUGUUGAUAAUGUGGACGCCAAAGCGGAAAGGUUUAUAUUCAUCUCAAAAGCGGACACAAGCGGUUACUGCGAUGUCAAGGUUAGUACAAGACUAAUCACACGAGCAAUUCUAGAAUAUCUCAUCUCAAUUGAUCCUCUACACUACCUCGCGAAAGUGCAAUUGCUAGAUAAGGAGGAUGUCAGUAACGAGGAAAGUCCUUCUGCUACUUCAAAAGAUAAGCCAGAAAAUCAAACUGACGUAGAGGUCGGUGCUGGAUCGCAUGUUGACCAAAAGAUUAAAGAACCUACCUUUGUUUUUAUUGACUGCCCAUACCAGUUCAUAACCAAAAUAUCUUUAUUUACAAGGGCAGAAGCACAAUAUUUAUUUCCGGAUUCUGCUGACAGCCCAAAUAAACAUUUAUUAUCUGGGCAGAAAUUAUUACGUUGGUGGCUUUCUAUUAUAGAUGACCUACUCAGUACAAACUUCGAAUCUGAUUCGAUUGCAAGGUUACAAAUUCCUGGUGAAGAGAAGAAAACUAUCAACCUAUACUUGAGAAAUAUGCAAUUCAAAAAUUGGCAAGUUGGCGAUAUAUUCCAUGAUAGUGAAGAUGAGUUAGCGAUGUAUCGUAUACCCGUUUUCGAGGAUGAUCCCAAAGGUAGGUUUUUAUCUGAAUUAGAACAAGAGGGGAGAGUUGCCGCUGUAAAAUUCUCAACGUUUUGGUUAGAAAUUCAAGCACGCAGUGAGUUUAGGUUAGGUGCACUAGUUUCAGUUAUUGGGGCACGUGGAAGGUAUAAAGGUGUGUAUACUAGACCGGAAGAUGACGAGGUAGUUAUUCUAUCUACUAUGAAGAAGUAUUUCAGCAGGAAACAUAAGAUUACGAAAGAAGGCUACGAUACAGUAGAAGGGGCAAUAAAAGCACACAGAAACCUGAGAGAUUUAUUAAGAAAAAGAGACAACGCUGAAAUGCUCCAUGUUGACGGCUCGUCUGAUUCUAUCUAUAACGCUAAUACACCGGCUAUAAGCUUAAACCCAGAAACUGAAAAAAAUUCCAAUGCUCAUGCAGUGCAGAAAAGACCCCCUAUUAACAACUUGAAUGCAUUUGUAGUAAGAAAGAAACCAAAAGCAACGAAGAAUGCGUAG
Molecule: messenger RNA, 1338 nt
Organism: Eremothecium sinecaudum
Lineage: Eukaryota; Fungi; Ascomycota; Saccharomycetes; Saccharomycetales; Saccharomycetaceae
Gene: RTT109
Product: H3 histone acetyltransferase RTT109
Exons: 1
Coding region: 1-1338 (445 amino acids)
Biological process (GO): DNA damage response
Cellular component (GO): nucleus
Molecular function (GO): histone H3K56 acetyltransferase activity
Source: RefSeq, a predicted model, not a curated record